CUCGAAUCCAAUGAUACCAUAGUCGCCCGCGGAUUUCUCCUUGCGCUUCCAUAUCUCGAGCGGCCGACUUGCAUACUAUGCGCCCCCUCGCACGCAGCGUGCUGCCCGCCCGACCGCUACUCAUCCAACGCGCACCGAACACCGCACGCCUGCAAUCGACGAGCUCGUCCAGCAAAGAUGCGGCUACCGCUGCCCUGAGCCCACGGUGGCUCUCCGACCUCAAGACGCGUGUUGGCAAAUGCAUCAAUUUUGGCAUAGACAAGGAGCAGGUGAAGGAAGCCGGAGACAUCUUGCACUAUGUCAAUUUCAACUGGAAAGAUUUGGUGGCAGGCAGCGAGGGCUUCCUGACUGGAAAGCACCGCUGGGGCCUUCAUCGGCAACAGGUCGCGUGGGGAGAAAUGGAUAGCAUGGGUCACGUUAAUAACGUAACAUACAAUCGGUGGGCGGAGAGUGCUCGAGUCAAUUGGGGCAUGAAUUUUGCCUCUAUGGAUACCGAGCACAGAGAUAAGUGGGAGGCUCUGGUAACGCCCAAGGGUAUUGGCAUGAUCCUGCGGAGCAUCCGUACUGACUACAAGUUUCCGAUCAAGUAUCCAGACCGUGUCACGGUAUUGCAUAAGCUUCGUUCGAUGCCGAAGGCGGACACGGACCACUUCAUCCUUGACGUGGUAAUACUCUCCGAGUUGCACCGGAGAGUUGCAGCGCGCUGUGUCGAAGACAUUGUCAUCUACGACUACAAAGCAGGGAAGAAGUCGUCCAUGGAGCCAUUCAUGGUCAAGAUGCUGGUGGAGACUUUCAACCUGCAAGAGCAGGCGAAGACGACGUACGGGAAUAAGGCAUUGGAGCUCAUUCGACGGGUACAAGCGCUCGAGAAGAGCUCCUGGGAUAGACCAGAUGCCAAGGAGGAUUUUGGCAGCGCGAUUCCAUAAAGCUUUUCUCAACGUGCCA
This is a messenger RNA of Paraphaeosphaeria sporulosa, 945 nucleotides long. RefSeq lists its product as uncharacterized. Gene Ontology annotation, molecular function: fatty acyl-CoA hydrolase activity. The coding region runs from base 78 to 926 and encodes 282 amino acids. The record is from RefSeq and is a predicted model, not a curated record. The transcript has 4 exons. NCBI's taxonomy places the organism in Eukaryota, Fungi, Ascomycota, Dothideomycetes, Pleosporales, Didymosphaeriaceae.